This is a messenger RNA of Sphenostylis stenocarpa, 1476 nucleotides long. The record is from the annotation of a GenBank genome assembly. NCBI's taxonomy places the organism in Eukaryota, Viridiplantae, Streptophyta, Magnoliopsida, Fabales, Fabaceae.
AUGGCGGCGGAGAUACCCUGCUGCGGAACAAAGUUCUCACUGUACGUGUUGGUGAUCGUAGGAUUGGUUUGUUUCGCGGGCCUAAUGGCUGGUCUCACUCUCGGACUCAUGUCCCUCGGACUCGUCGACCUCGAAGUUCUCAUGAAAUCUGGUCGCCCUCAGGAUCGAAUCCAUGCUUCGAAAAUUUAUCCAGUGGUUAAAAACCAGCAUCUUCUGCUUUGCACGCUUCUAAUUGGAAACUCCUUAGCCAUGGAGACUCUUCCCAUUUUUCUUGAUGCGCUGGUGCAUCCUGCUGCUGCAAUCUUGAUUUCGGUCACUCUCAUCCUCUUGUUUGGAGAGAUAUUGCCGCAAGCAAUUUGCACGAGAUAUGGAUUGACGGUUGGAGCGACGCUGGCUCCACUUGUUCGUGUUCUUCUUCUUGUUUUCUACCCGGUUUCUUAUCCAAUCAGCAAGGUUCUUGAUUGGAUGCUGGGUAAAGGACAUGCUGCCCUUUUGAAGAGGGCAGAGCUCAAGACUUUUGUGAAUUUUCAUGGAAAUGAGGCCGGUAAAGGAGGAGAUUUAACUCAUGACGAGACAACCAUCAUUACUGGGGCACUUGAAUUGACAGAGAAGACUGCAAAAGAUGCCAUGACUCCCAUAUCAAAGGCAUUUUCCCUUGAUCUGGAUGCAACUCUAAAUUUGGAGACACUGAAUUCAAUAAUGACAAUUGGUCAUAGCAGAGUUCCGGUUUACGCAGGAGAGAAAACUAAUAUUAUUGGACUUGUUCUGGUGAAAAAUCUCUUUAUGGUUGAUUCAAAGGCUGCAGUUCCUCUAAGAAAAAUGGUCAUCAGAAAAAUUCCUCGUGUUUCAGAGAACAUGCCUCUCUAUGAUAUACUGAACGAAUUUCAGAAGGGUCAUAGUCAUAUUGCAGUGGUGUAUAGGGAUCUAAACGGUAAAAACGAGGCCCCCAAAAAGGUUAAAGAUGGGGAGCAACAUGAUCUCAGGGACAACUGUAAGAAUAAGGGAGACAAUGCACCCUCGGCUAAAGGUUCUAAAUUGGAGUCAGGCGAUACUUUGAUGACUGUUACCAAGGUUGAUGGUGCUCAACAAGCAAAGAAAAGUCCACCAGUAACUCCUGCUUUUAAAAAGCGACAUAGAGGUUGUUCAUAUUGCAUCCUGGACCUUGAUAAUUCGCCCCUGCCAGUAUUUCCACCCAAUGAAGUGGUUGUUGGUGUUAUUACGAUGGAGGAUGUCAUCGAAGAGCUUCUUCAGGAGGAGAUAUUAGAUGAAACUGAUGAAUAUGUCAAUAUCCAUAACAAGAUAAAAGUUAACAUGAAUGCUUCAAAGGAGAAGGCCCCUGAUGCAAAUCUGUUGCAACCUUCUCAAGCAGUUCAAGGACACACACCAUCUAAUUCAAUUUCUACAGCUACUUCUGCAACUGGCUCACCUACCACAAUCGAUCUAAUCUCUGAAAGUGAGUCACUAAGGAAUCAAUAG